AUGAUAUCACGAUUCCGGUUUCGUAAUGAUCUGGCCAUUCGCCUCGGCACAGCUGUAAAGCACUUCUCUACUUCACCGUAUGAAAAUACGAUACAGAACCUGAAACUGGAUGCCCAGACUAGAGUUAUCUAUCAAGGCUUCACCGGGAAAGUGGCAACAAAGAACGCUCAAGAUACAAUAGAGUAUGGAACCAAUGUCGUAGGGGGUGUUUCUCCCGGUAAAGGAGGCCAAGAACACCUCGGCCUUCCAGUCUUCAACACUGUUCGAGAGGCCAUGGAUGAAGUCAACCCCUCUGUCAGUGCUGUAUUUGUACCUGCUCAUUCUACUGCCCUAGCCAUCAUAGAAGCUAUCGAGGCCGAAAUCCCUCUGGUAGUCUCCGUGGCUGAACAUGUGCCUGUCCACGACAUGUUACUCGUUCACGAGGUUCUAAGGUCCCAAUCUAAAACUAGACUUGUUGGUCCAAAUUGCCCCGGAAUUAUUGCUCCAAAUCAAUGUAGAGUGGGGAUCAUGCCUCACAUGCAAUUUCUUCGGGGGUGUGUUGGUAUUGUGUCCAAGUCAGGCACUUUGAGCUACGAAGCAGUGGGAUCGACCACGCGUGCCGGCCUAGGUCAAAGCAUUUCUGUUGGGAUGGGAGGCGAUAUGCUACCAGGCACUACGUUGGCCGACGGACUGAGACUUUUCUUCGAUCAUGAAGAAACCAAGGGAAUUAUUGUCAUAGGAGAGAUUGGGGGCUCGGCGGAACUCGAAGCUGCGGCACUCAUCAGAGAAUAUCGCCGUGCAACUCCCAACCCAAAGCCCAUUGUAGCUCUGGUAAGCGGACGAACAGCACCGUUAGGGAGGAUCAUGGGCCAUGCAGGCGCAGUAUACUCAAGUGGCGAUCCUACUGCCGAGGAGAAAGCCAAAGCUUUGGAAGAUGCGGGAGCUGUACUUGUUCCUCAUCCAGGGGUCAUGGGAGAGAAGAUGAAAGAGCUUCUCGGCCUCUAA
Molecule: messenger RNA, 984 nt
Organism: Fusarium sp. VM40
Lineage: Eukaryota; Fungi; Ascomycota; Sordariomycetes; Hypocreales; Nectriaceae
Source: the annotation of a GenBank genome assembly